Mercurialis annua (annual mercury) is the source of this 1081-nucleotide messenger RNA. Its product is annotated as nudix hydrolase 18, mitochondrial-like. The transcript has 5 exons. The record is from RefSeq and is a predicted model, not a curated record. Lineage: Eukaryota; Viridiplantae; Streptophyta; Magnoliopsida; Malpighiales; Euphorbiaceae. Gene Ontology annotation, cellular component: nucleus; cytoplasm. Gene Ontology annotation, molecular function: pyrophosphatase activity. Bases 108 to 752 code for a protein of 214 amino acids.
UAUCUCAUAAUAAUUAUUCUCUUUAAAUCCAAUUAUUUGCUUGGAGUUUUGAUCCUAUUUUGGAUUAGGUUUUAGUAAUUUAGAAGUAAAAAUAUAUAAAUUUAAUAAUGAAAGAUUUUGCUUUCUUUGUGAGAAAUUUUCAGAAUCUUGUUUGUUUUUUUCUGCCUUUGCUUGAGAAAAUUCCGGCCAAAUUGUUGCCGUCUCACAUUCAGAAUAUGGUUUCUUUGAUUUCUCGUACUGGCCGUCAUCUUCAACGUUAUGAUGGAGCCUGUCGCCUCGUUGUUGGGUGUAUUCCAUAUAGAUUUAAGAAAAGUAAUAAAUUAUCUUCCAUGGAUGAAACUAAUUGUGAAGAUAUAGAAGUUCUUGUCAUCAGUUCACAAAAGGGUCAAGCAAUGAUGUUCCCUAAGGGUGGAUGGGAAAUGGAUGAGUCAAUGAAAGAUGCGGCGCAACGUGAAACGCUAGAAGAAGCCGGUGUUAUUGGCAGAGUUGAAUGUGAAUUGGGUAAAUGGCAAUAUAUGAGCAAAAGGGGUAGCAUUCUGCACGAAGGCUAUAUGUUUCCUUUGCUUGUUCAGAAACAAUUAGAAUACUGGCCUGAAAAAAAUAUACGAAAGCGAAAAUGGGUCAGUGUCAAGGAAGCCAGAGAAGUUUGCCCCCAAUUGUGGAUGAUAGAAGCAUUAGACGAAUUAGUGAUGCGUCAAACGCAUUCUCCUCGACAACAGAAGGAAGAGCUAAAUGGUCAAUCAAACAUGUAAGCGGAUCAAACAUUGUUAAUAACGAGAUGAUCAAACAGACCUGUAAAUGGAACGAUGUUAGCGGCUAAGUGCUUCUGGUUUUGUUAAUUUCUAAGAAGAGUUGGAUUAGAAAUAUAUGUUAGAUGUACAGAUGUAAAAAUCACCUGUUCGUUAUGUACAGAUUUUGAUUCGUUGAUUCUUUUAUGUGCGCAAAUUCCGAUUAUUCGCUGCAUCGGAUGCAUGAAAAUUCUACAUUAGUAAAAUUACUAGUCGCUCGUCAAGUUGGGUGAAGUUGUAUCAUAUGUUGUGUAUUAACUUUUAAGUCAUAAUUGGAAUGUGGAAUUUGUGAA